CCACCAAUCCACGAGUACGGGCAUGCUCCUCACACUGCGCUAACUCGAGGACGGCCAAACGUAUUCCAAAGACCAGAAAGUUGAACCUCAUCUGAGAAAGACUCAACAAUAGUACAACGAUGGACGCCUCGGAUAGGUCUGUGGAUUAUAGCAGGCACCCUCUGGUCAUGCUGAUCUCAGCGUUCUUCUGGGUCAUACUAUGGAUGCUGUCUUGUAUCAAAGCACUCGCUGCUUUUGUGACCAUCACCAUCCCGAGAUGGAUCUAUGCGAUAUUGUCUUAUUCCAUGACCCUGACGCUCAACUUCUGGUCCUUCGCUAUCAUGUUCGUGCUCUCGGCCGUUGCCCUAAACUACUGGAUCCGGUUCCGCUAUCUCAAUACAUAUACGAAGCUGAAGGAGCCUCCGCUGAUCAAGGCAGAUGCUCAGGAGCUCAAUCCGGAUGUCAACACACCAGAUCAUAUGUCCACUUUUCAUAAUUAUUUGGACGAGUUCUUGCAGGCAGUCCGAGUGUUUGGAUUUCUCGAGAAACCGGUAUUCCAUGAACUCGCAAGGCAUCUGCAGACACGACGACUCAUCGCGGGAGACACGUUGUCUUUGGACCAGGAUAAGAGCUUCUACUGCGUGAUCGACGGCUCCGUUCAGGUAUACGCACGAACAGGAUUACCAAGCGACGCAUCUCAACCGGGUGCAUGGGAUGAAGAGGAUAUGAAUGGCUACCAGCUAUUGAACGAAGUGGGCUCGGGAGGAAUGCUUUCCAGCUUGUUCACCAUCCUCAGUCUCUUCACCGAGAAUGUCAAGCUCAGUUGGCGAGAUGUAGAUAACGAAGAGUUCGAACCAGUGGGGCUUUCCACGGCAGGCCAGACGCCGCUGCGAAGUCACCCUCAAGAAUCUGACUCUGACGUCUCGAAUCUCGACCUGCCAUCCCCGGUGUCUAGGGCACGAAGGCCGUCGAUAUCGUCAUCUGGUUCGACCAUCCAUCCUGACGGCAUGACGUCUCCCCUCUACCGGUCCUCUUCAGCAGAAUUCUCACAACCGCAUUCAUCACGUCGCUCAUCAUCCGCUCACCCUCGUGCGAGCGCAAGUACGGGACAUGACAAUCAUUACAGUGUCGUUGCCCGCGCUGUAGAGGAUAGCAGUCUGGCUGUCAUCCCAGCAGAGGCAUUCCGUGGACUUACAAAGAAAUUCCCCAAAGCUACUGCCCAUAUCGUGCAAGUAAUCUUGACUCGAUUCUCGCGAGUGACUUUCAAUGCCGCACAUAACUACCUGGGUCUGACUACUGAGGUCCUUCGCACUGAGAAGGCUAUCAACGAACUUGCGUGUCAUCCACUACCGCAGGUGUUUUAUGAGAGCGGACUGAGGCAACUUCGGCAACGAUUUGACAGUGUCCCGCUCUCUGCGGAGUCAGAUACUGAGAGUGACUACUUCAGCCCGCCCUCAUCCUCGGAGAACUCCUCAAGAACGUCAUUACUGCCUCAGAACGUGCAAGACAAAGUCAAGGGUAGCUCUACGUACCAGCCACCGGCACUCAAAGGACAAACGCUGCGACAGAUGGUACAAGCUGGAGAUUUGCUCACUUCGACGGGACAGAUUGCGGAAUCUUCCGGGCCGCCGUCGCGUAGGAUGAGCACGCUCUAUGAUCCGCGUACAACUGCGCAGCCACGCGCCUCGCAUAUAAACGAGAACCAAAAUCGUAUUAGGCGAAUGUCUGCUGACGAAUUCGAUCUACGAGAGGAGGUAAUGUCCUGCAUAGCGAAAUCGAUCGGACUGCUGCAACCACCAAUCAGUGGCGAAGAUUCUGUCGAAACAUCACCUGUUCUAUCUCCUAGUGACACAAGAAGUGGGCCUCCGAAGUCUUCAUUUGGGUCGCUAACGUUGCUACAAAUGGGUGAUGAUACCGCGUCCAGCAUGACUGGGAUGUCCUCCACACUUAACGAUGAAGGACACAUGAGUGGCUUGGACAACGAGGUAGAGAUCCUGUUUUUCCCCGCAGGUUCAGUCCUGGCAAAAGCAGGAGAGCGAAAUACAGGUCUUUUCUAUGUUAUCGAGGGGUUCCUGGACAUUCUAUUACCACCUGCAAAGUCCUCUGCAGGUGGCGAGAAAACAGGAGCUCAAUCCCCAAGUGAGGAUGAGCAUCCAAUGCGGCCAAAGGCGGGACUGCAUAGGAGUGAUAGUAGACCUUGGAGCUCGGAUGUACCUAGAUCUGCUGCGCCUCUAAAUGGAGACUCUCGAAAGCCGCUCUUUACGAUCAAGCCUGGAGGUAUUGCAGGAUAUCUAUCUUCGUUGUGCCAGAUCGCGUCGUAUGUUGACAUUGUUGCCAAAACGGAUACCUAUGUGGGCUUUUUGCCAUCUCCGGCUCUUGACCGACUUCUGGAGAAGCGGCCAAUCGUCCUUUUGACGUUAGCGAAGCGUCUCAUCUCACUAUUGUCGCCUAUUGUCCUGCACAUUGAUGGAUCGCUGGACUGGAUGCAAGUCGACGCAGGCCAGGUGUUAUGGCGACCUAAUGAUACCAGUGAUAGCUUCUACAUAGUUAUCAAUGGUCGCCUCCGAGCCAUCGUCGAUAAGGAAGGAGGUGGGAUCAGCAUCCUCGCCGAGUAUGGUCAAGGCGACACGGUCGGGGAGUUGGAUGUGAUUACUGGUUCACCUCGAAGAAACACAGUACACGCAAUACGCGAUACCGAGCUUAUCAGGAUGCCUCGAACGCUAUUUAAUGCGAUUUCAUCUCGGAAUCCGCGGGCAACUGCUCAAAUUCUUCAGAUGAUUGCAUCUCGUGUCCGAACCGAGGUAGAAUCGUUCAAGAGCACUCCGAUGGAACUCUCGCGGAGCAAUACAAAUUUGAAGACCGUAGCAGUGCUACCCGUUUCACGCAAUGUCCCUUUGGAUGCUUUUGCUCGAAAGCUGCAUACAACUCUUGAGAGUAUCGGAGCGCCCACUUCUUACCUCAACCAGGCAUCCAUGUCCAACCACUUGGGUCGCCAUGCAUUUUCGAAGAUGGGCAAGCUCAAAGCUGCGGGUUGGCUCACGGAACAGGAGCAGAAAUACAGACUGAUUCUCUACGUCGCAGACUCCGCCGUGAGCAGUUCUUGGACGCAGACUUGCAUUCGUCAGGCAGACUGCGUGUUGGUAGUCGGUAUGGGAGAUGACCCCAGCAUUGGAGAAUAUGAACGUCUUCUACUCUCUUUGAAGACUACUGCCAGGAAGGAACUGAUCUUGUUGCAUCCCGAUCGGUCCGUCGUCCCAGGCUCCACUCGCCAAUGGUUGAAGAACCGACCUUGGGUCCAUCAACACUUCCAUGUGGAGUUACCGGGACUCAUGGCGUCCGUACCCAGGGCGGCCGCCGCUCACCAAGAUCCGGCGGCCAUUACAGCUUUGCGGACUCUCAGGGACAAAGUGCAAAGUGGCAUCAAAAAGUAUCGGCAAGGGACAAGUGAGCCCCGUCCGCAGCGCUCUCCACAUACUAGCGACUUCGCGCGGUUAGCAAGAAGACUUUGUGGAAAGUCGGUUGGUGUCGUUCUUGGCGGAGGAGGUGCACGCGGUAUUUCUCAUUUGGGUGUUCUGAGAGCACUAGAAGAGUCCGGUAUACCUAUUGACCUCAUCGGUGGUACCAGUAUGGGCGCAUUCGUGGGCGGUCUGUAUGCACGAGAGGGAGAUGCUAUCUCGAGCGCUGGACGAACAAAGCAGUUUAGCUCAAGAAUGGGGAACGUCUGGAGGAUGCUGUCCGAUGUGACAUAUCCAAUCGUGGCCUACACUACAGGACACGAGUUCAACAGGUCUAUCUAUAAGGCUUUCUACGAUCUUCACAUUGAAGACAUGUGGCUGCCGUUCUUCUGCAAUUCGACCAAUAUCAACACAUCACGAAUGGAGAUCCAUGAGACUGGCUUUGCCUGGAGAUUCAUCCGCGCAUCAAUGACGCUUGUAGGUCUUCUGCCUCCUUUGUGUGACAAUGGAAACAUGCUUGUGGACGGCGGAUACAUUGACAAUCUACCGGUGUCUGCCAUGUUAGCUAUGGGAGCGAGUGCUGUGAUUGCAUCCGACGUUGGCUCGCUCGACGACAACUCUCCUCGUAACUUUGGAGACUCUAUCUCAGGAUGGUGGCUUCUCAUCAAUCGCUGGAAUCCAUUUUCAAAUGCCAGAAACAUUCCUGCCAUCACUGAGUUGCAAAGUCGCCUUGCAUAUGUGUCAAGUGUGAAAACUCUGGAAGAAGUCAAGGUGAUGCCUGGAUGUCUCUAUAUGGGACUACCUGUGCAAGAGUUCGGCACCUUGCAAUUUGGCAGAUUUGAAGAGAUUCAGAAGAAGGGGUACGAAGCGGCGGUACAGCUCCUAGAAAAGUGGGGGGAAGAAGGACGCUUACCUUCUGCAUUCGUCGGAGAUGUGAGAGCUGCCCCGUCAGCAAAGACGAGAGGGAAAAGCGCUCGCCGAAACUCGAUAUGAACACAUUUAAGAAUACAUUUCGCCCAUAUACAUAGACGACUGUUUAUAGAUUAUUUCCCCA
Laetiporus sulphureus 93-53 is the source of this 4488-nucleotide messenger RNA. Its product is annotated as patatin-domain-containing protein. The record is from RefSeq and is a predicted model, not a curated record. Gene Ontology annotation, biological process: phosphatidylcholine metabolic process. The transcript is spliced from 23 exons. Bases 120 to 4427 code for a protein of 1435 amino acids. Gene Ontology annotation, molecular function: phosphatidylcholine lysophospholipase A1 activity. Lineage: Eukaryota; Fungi; Basidiomycota; Agaricomycetes; Polyporales; Laetiporaceae. Gene Ontology annotation, cellular component: endoplasmic reticulum.